Coregonus sp. 'balchen' is the source of this 2921-nucleotide messenger RNA. The record is from the annotation of a GenBank genome assembly. NCBI's taxonomy places the organism in Eukaryota, Metazoa, Chordata, Actinopteri, Salmoniformes, Salmonidae.
UCUGUUAGUAUUAAACAAGUGUGGAGCUAUAAGCUGUGAAGUGUGCCUGUCAUACGACUUACCUUUUUAAACACUGAACUCUAAUCUACAUAUGAGUAAAAAGAGAACUAAUCAAGCACAUUCUGGAAUUGCACUGCAGAUCAAACUGUGGAGGACUUUUCUCACAUUUUGGCACAUUCAAAUACUAAAGAAAGACCUUACUUGACGGAAUAACUCGUUUUGCAUAGAAAAUAUGGCAAAGAUAUUAUUACAUCUGGUGCAUUUGUUAUUAUUUUGUAAUUCCGGUAUCCGGGAAGUUUUAUCAGUGGAGCCAUCCGACAUCACGCAGCAGGACAGCGAUAUCGAACGGUCUACGGAUCACACUUUCAAGCGCAAGAGCGCACCGCGGGACAUGGUCUCAAUCAAUAUGUUCAAACUCUAUGAAAAGUACAGUAAGGAGCCCCACCGCCAUCGAGACGGAAAUACCGUUAAAAGUUUUAAGGCUAUUCCAGGUGAGUGUUCUACAUGUUUAUAUUUUAAUGCAUGAUACUAUAAUAUCAGACCUAAUAUGAACGUGGUGGGCUGCUGACAGCUGUAGGCAGGCUACUUUGAAAUCAGCAGCUAGAGUAGCCUUGGAACCAUACAAAGUGACAUAAACAUCAUUUUGCAAGAGAAAAAAGUUAUUAAUAAUUAAGCUGAGCUAUUGCAUGUGUUUUAUAUAAGCACCCCCAUGCCCUGUCACAGUUUUGGUAUAGGCUCACUGUGAUCAGAGAGUAUAGGCUACUGUUAAUAUUCAUGAGAUGUUAGACAAGAGCCUAUUAUGACACUCACUCAGACACUAUUAAAGGCACAUGGAAAACUCUCUUCGGUGCUCUCCUAAGCAUUUCCAUAUGGCUGAGACCUAUUCAGGGGCUAUGUUUAUCUUUCAAACAGUAGUGGGAGUCAAGGGAUGACGUUAGGAAGAUCGUUUAUUGUAAUCAAAAUAUUUUGUAUUGCAAUCAGUGUUAUCAUGCCAUAAUGAUUGCUCUGUAGCCUAUUGUAUGUGAUGAUAUUUCACCCACAGCUAAUCAUUCAUGGCUUUUAUGACAUUGUGGUUGCAGAAAAGCUGUUGAAAGUAGGCUACAUGUUGAAAAAUAAAGUGUAAAAUAACAAAUGCUGUCGACAUGAUCAUGUCUUUCUAUUGUCAUGUCUUUCUUUUCUUUGCAGGAGUCUCCACAAGCAAUGUGUGGUUCCAUUUCAACCUGUCAACCAUCCAGGAGUCGGAGGUCAUCCUGUCCGCCACAUUCCACUUCCUCGACCAGCGUCCCCGCCACCGGCCCUGGAUCUGCCGGCGCUCCCAAAAUGCUUCCUGUCGCAUCCAGCACCUCCAGCAGCUUUCCCCAUCCCAGCUCCUCUUCCGAGGAACGUCCCCGAACUCUGUCUUUGCCUCCCCGCUGGGCAACGUCACCCUGCCCCCUCCCAGGAGAGGGUCCUGGCAGACAAGGGAAGUCUCUGCUAUAGUCAAAGAGGCCCACGUCCUGGGAGAGCUCCUCAUCUCUGCAGAGUUUGACUUUGGGGUUAGGGUCCAGAGGAACCAGGAGCGCCUCUCUCCAGCCAGCCUACCAUAUGUCCUGGUGUACGCCAACGACAUGUCCAUAUCUGAGCCCAACAGCGUGGCCAUGACCUUGCAGAGGUAUGGGCCUUUCCCUUCAGGCGAGGAGCCCACCCGGUCACCCAAUGCAUCUCCUCCAGCCUCCAGGCUGAAAAGAGAAGCAGUGUCCCCCCUGGAUCAAAUACAGAACAAUGACCUGCCUGAAGUCCAGUUUCACACCCUGAAGAACCAUGAACUAUGGGAGAGCACUUAUUUUGCUCCCAAGAUUAAGCCCUCAAGGAAAGAUGGGCGAAAGCAGGGCCAGGACAGCAGUGAGGGGUUGAAUAAGCCCCAGGUGCUGAGCUUUGAUGAGAGGACCAUGAAAAAGGCUCGCAGGAGACAGUGGAGUGAGCCCAGGGUCUGCGCCCGACGUUACCUGAGAGUGGACUUUGCAGACAUCGGCUGGAGCGAGUGGGUGUUAGCCCCGAAAGCAUUUGAUUCCUACUACUGUGCAGGAACCUGCGGAUUUCCUAUUCCUAAGGUAAGUAAGUGUAGUGUUUUACUUCAGUGUGUCGUGUAGUAUUUAUUUAGUCAAUAAAAUGUUCCAUUGUCUUGAAAAUAUGCUUGAAAUUGCUUUAAUUCAUCAGAUGAUACUGCAUACAGUGUAUGCUGGUAUAAUACAUGCCUGACAAAUGUGAUGUCAUCCUCAUACUUCCUUGUGAAAGAGAAUCCCUCUUAACUCCAGCUUCUUUCCGUCUCUGGCUCCCAGGUUGUCCGGCCCUCUAACCAUGCCACCAUCCAGAGCAUUGUGAGGGCGGUGGGAAUCGUUCCCGGCAUUCCGGAGCCCUGCUGUGUUCCGGACAGGAUGAGCUCUCUGAUUGUUCUCUUCCUGGACCCCAGCGGGAACAUGGUGCUGAAGGUUUACCCCAACAUGUCUGUGGAGACCUGCGCCUGCCGGUAGAACCACUCGGAAAGAGCCUCAAUGCAUAAUGCAUAAGACAGAGUACAAUGAAUCAGACAGAGUGGAGCAGGAGAGACAUUCAGUCAAUACAGUAAAAAAGAAAGACAUCUUUGGAUGAGACUACAAUGGAUGAACUCACCAUGGAAGGAGAUAUGGAUUAUAGAUAAGGGUUUCGGGUGGUGAGAUGCAGAGAACGCUAUGUCUGACACUCAGAUGAGUGUGAUUCACACAUACGUUUCUUUGUCAUUCAGCAGCUCAGCUGUAGGUGAAUUGGGGACUGUAUAACUAACUGUCAGUUCCAAGCCUUCAACCAUCCAGAGCUGGCUCUUGAUCUACACCCAAACUCCAGAGUAACUCAAAUACUGGACCCUAUUGCCAUGUACUGCACUUAGACUAUUGGACUCAAGUGGG